AUAAGGAGCUGAGAUUCUCAAGAGCAAGACGGCAAUCCUCCCCCACAUCCGCUCCCCGGCGUCAUCACCCACCUCGGCAAAGCUUCUCUUCUGAGUGUGUCGGGCAGCCUCCUGAGCUGCAGCAGUGGGGCUUCCAUUCAGUGGCUCCCUCAGCAGCCACGUCCUGCCCAUACGGCAAGCAGGGGUCAUAAGCUAGGGUAGUAAGCACACACCACCUUUCCUGGUGAGAAUUGAGGUGGGAUGUGACUUCAAAGUGCAGUCGCUCUUCCUGAUUAACUCCACGUAUAGACACUUGCUCUGGAAUCAGAGUGCCUCCUUCCAGUUUAGCUUAAUCCUCUUGCAGUCCACACCUCCUCGCCAUGUGUAGACAAGCCCCGAGGCACUGCUCGGUUACGCUGUUAGUAGAGACAGCAGUUAGCAGGACGCCUAGUCCUAUGGGAAAGCAGAAUCAGCAGCAGUCUGUCCCCAUGGGAAUGGUGGUGCUGUUCCCAAUUCACGUCGCAGCUUCCCGGAAGGAUACAGGAGACCGAGAAGGGGGACAUGGCACGGGGAGGGCUUUGUUUCAAGCCUAAUAUGUUUGAGAAGCAGAAGUGCAAAAGGAGCUAGAAUUGCAAUCAGUUUAACUCCACGGACCGUCUCUCCUGACCCUUCCCACUUCAAGAGGCCCGUGUAACAAGCACAACAGAAAAGGUGGCUGGUUUCAUUCAUGAAAUUUUUCUUGCGCUUUCCCCAGUGGCUUGUUUCCCUCAACACGGAUUUGUUCUUUAGAACAGGAUUUACUGUUGUUCUGUCAUCGAGCCAGGCAACCUGAAGGCUAAAGAUCCCCCUGGGGAAACACUGACUGCUUGGGUAGGCGGUAAUUGCUUGUAGCAAAUCUAUUUUAAGUCCACCUCUUUGCUGAACUUGUCCUGGCCUUUAACAGUGUCAUUGCAGCCUUGAGCCUCUUUGGUACAUACCAGAGUGUGGGGGAGAAGAGAGGUGAGAAGCCAAGAGGGCAUGUUAAACCAGAAGGAAGCUCAGGCCGGUUGUAACUGUCUGUAGAGAGACAAUGGAACAAAUGUGCAAAGGACUUCACCACCCCGGCACAUUGGGCAAUGUGCCAGCCGGUCCAAAGGUGAAAGGAGGCGUCUAUAAAGAGACAGCUCCUUCUCCUUGAGAGAGACCAGCACAGUUUGCAUAGGGAUUCCCCCGGCAGCUGCAAAAUGAGCUCAGUGCAACUCCUGGCCACCGCUGGCAUCUGCGUCUACCUCUGCCUUGCCGUUGGCCUCGCCGCUGCGCCUGUGUCUUUAGAGGAUGAGAAGGCCCCUGCCUACUGGAAUGAGAGAGCCAGGAGGACGUUGGAGUCGGCGCUGACCCUGACACCCGUGACCCGCCGUGCCAAGAACAUCAUUCUCUUCCUGGGCGACGGCAUGGGGAUCUCCACCAUCUCCGCCGCUCGGAUCUACAAGGGGCAGCUGGAGGGCAGGCCCGGUGAGGACAGCCGGCUGGCCAUGGAGACCUUCCCCUACGUCGCCCUCGCCAAGGUGAGACGCCCCCAGCUGCCUGGGAAUGCUCCCGGGGCUGUGCCAGCCGCCCCCAGUGCCUGUUCCUGGCCCCUUGCUGCCUUGCAGACAUACAACGUGGACCGGCAGGUGCCCGACAGCGCUGGCACUGGCACUGCCUACCUGUGCGGGGUGAAGGCCAACGCCAAAACCCUGGGGGUGAGCGCCACCGCUGUCUAUGGCAAAUGCAACACCACAUGGGGCAACGAGGUCUACUCCGUCCUGCACCGGGCCAAGCAGUCGGGCAAGUCGGUGGGCAUCGUGACGACCACCCGCGUGCAGCACGCCUCGCCGGGCGCAUCCUACGCCCAUGUGGUCAACCGGGAGUGGUACAGCGACGCCGACCUGCCCAAGGAGGCUGCCAGGCAGGGCUGCAAAGACAUCGCAUACCAGCUGGUGCACAACACAGACAUCAACGUGAUUCUGGGCGGUGGGAGGAUGUACAUGACUCCCCGGAAGACCCCGGACCCCGAGUACCCCAUGGACCCAAAGCAGAGUGGGACGAGGAAGGAUGGACUCGACCUAGUUGAGAAGUGGCUCAGUGCCAAGGAGGGGGCGCGGUACGUCUGGAACAAGGAAGGCCUGGACGCCGUGGAUGAGAACUCCACCGACUACCUCUUGGGUCUCUUUGAGCCCAAGGACAUGAAGUACGAGCUGAACCGCGACGCCAGCACGGACCCCUCCAUCGUGGAGAUGACGGAGAAAGCCGUCCGCAUCCUGCGCAGGAAUCCCCACGGCUUCUUCCUCUUCGUGGAAGGAGGCAGGAUCGACCACGGGCACCACAGCAGCAGAGCCAAGCAGGCGCUGAGUGAGGCCGUCCUGCUGGACCGCGCUGUGGCCCGCGCCGCCGAGCUGACCGACGCCUCGGAGACCCUCACCGUGGUCACGGCCGACCACUCGCACGUCUUCAGCUUCGGCGGCAGCACGCCGCGCGGCAACAGCAUCUUCGGCCUGGCACCCAAGAAGGCCGAGGACCGGCGGCCGUACACCAGCAUAUUGUACGGGAACGGGCCGGGCUACGCCAUCGCGAACGGGAGCCGGCCGGACGUGAGCAGCCUGCCCAUCGAGGACAAGGAUUACCGGCAGCAGGCAGCCGUGCCCCUGGACACCGAGACCCACGCCGGCGAGGAUGUGGCUAUUAUGGCCAGGGGGCCCAUGGCCCACCUCUUCCACGGGGUGCAGGAGCAGAACUACGUGGCCCAUGUCCUGGCCUACGCUGCCUGCCUGGAGCCCUACCACGCGGGCCCCGAGUGCCGGGCCCCGAGCUGCAGGUCAGGCAGCCCAUGCCUCGGCCACCCCCCCAGCCUCCUGCUCUUCGCACUCGGGGCAGCCUCCCUCCUGCUGAGGAUGUGACAGUGGACAUUGAUCUCGGCCAGCCUGGGGGUCCCCCCCGUGCCCUCUGCCAGCAGAACAGCCAGCGCCCCUCAGGCUGCAGGGCUGGGUAGGCCUCGGUUCCACACGAGAGAGACACCCUCGCUUGCCCGUGUAUAUAAUUUUGUAACCGUCUCCUGCCCUCCCAGCCCCCCGGAAAUAAAAUCUGCUGCUGUUUUGUUCUUA
Chelonoidis abingdonii (Abingdon island giant tortoise) is the source of this 3098-nucleotide messenger RNA. The record is from RefSeq and is a predicted model, not a curated record. Lineage: Eukaryota; Metazoa; Chordata; Testudines; Testudinidae.